GACUCUCAUUUCAGACUUGACGAAGAAGAUGACAUCCCAAACAAGCACCUCAUCAGCGUCUUUUCCCACAGCUAACCCUAACCAGCGGGCACGAUCGAGCCAGCACUGCCACGGAACGGCCCAGGCUACGUCAUCAGGGGACCGCCAGCCGCUAAACAAGCCAAGUCGCUUGACGCUUAGCGUCUAUCUUAUCGCCUUUUACGGGGCUGACAGUGCACUGCCCCGGCCGCAGCCCCAGUGCCGCGUCGGCGGGUUCGGCGACCCUCAAUGUCAACAAUCAGGAUUAAAUCCACUUGCAUCUCCUGUCAAGGCUUCGCCCCUUUUAUUCUCUGCUUCAUUUCUGGUUGUAGCUCGACCACCUCCAGCUUCAACCCGUCAAAGAUACCUUCACUAAAACAAUCAACCUCAGUCAAGCUCAACCGCCAACUUCCCCUAAAAUACGGCACCCAGACCAAGCCCCAAAAUGACAUCCAAACGCGGCCUAACCUUCCCCGUCGCCUCGCCCGACCCGCCCUUCCUCUUCUCCAAACCCGGUUCCCUCAUUUCCUGGCUCUACAACUGGUCCCCGCGCCUAACGCCCGGCACCGGCCCAGGCUGCUCUCUGCAAUUCGUGCCUAUGCAAUGGAACCACGUCUACAUCGACGAGCUCCCCUCGCAUCUCAACGCCUGCUACCCGGAUCCCGAAUGUAACGGACAGCCGACGGUGCUAGGGUUUAACGAGCCCGAGCUUACCGACCAAAGUAACAUGCCCGUCGAGCUAGCGGCGCAGGAAUGGCUGCGGGUUAUCGAGCCCCUACGCCGGCAGGGAGUCAGGGCGGGGAGUCCCGGGAUUAGUUCAGCGCCGCAGGGCGUGACGUGGCUUCAGCAGUUCAUGGCGGCUAUUCGGGCACAGGGGAGCGACGUGGACUUUUACUGUUUGCAUUGGUAUGGCGGGGCGAACUUGGGCGCGUUUUAUGACUAUAUCUGGAGCACGCAUCAUCAGCUGGGGCCGGAUAAGCCCGUGUGGAUUACCGAGUUUGCGUGCACGAAUUGGGACCAGGCGAAUCCGCUGCCCAAGGAGGAGGUGGAACACUUUUGUAAGGAGAGUUGCAAGUAUUUGGAUACGUUGGAUUGGGUGGAGAGGUAUGCGUGGUUUGGGGCCAUGAGGCCUGAGACAAUUGGGAAUGUGGGGAGGUGGGCGAGUCUGUUGGGGGAUGAGGGGGGUGUCACCGAGUUGGGGGAGUGGUAUAGGGAUUGCGCUGAGUAGGUCGUAAAGGGGGACGGCAGACGGCGAAUGGACGGGUAAUGGAAGCGGGCGAUGCGGAUU
Neurospora hispaniola is the source of this 1306-nucleotide messenger RNA. RefSeq lists its product as uncharacterized. NCBI's taxonomy places the organism in Eukaryota, Fungi, Ascomycota, Sordariomycetes, Sordariales, Sordariaceae. The transcript has a single exon. The record is from RefSeq and is a predicted model, not a curated record. The coding region runs from base 464 to 1246 and encodes 260 amino acids. Gene Ontology annotation, biological process: fungal-type cell wall polysaccharide metabolic process. Gene Ontology annotation, cellular component: fungal-type cell wall.